This is a messenger RNA of Zeugodacus cucurbitae (melon fly), 2865 nucleotides long. RefSeq lists its product as uncharacterized. Bases 146 to 2734 code for a protein of 862 amino acids. The transcript has 14 exons. The record is from RefSeq and is a predicted model, not a curated record. Lineage: Eukaryota; Metazoa; Arthropoda; Insecta; Diptera; Tephritidae.
UAUUAUUUUUUCAAAAUAAAUUGUUCAGAAAUUGUUAUGUCAUUUCAUCAAUUAAGGCUUUUAUACAUAUGUAUAAUUAAAUAUAUUUUUCCGUAUUUUACUGAUUGUAAUUCUUCAAAAUUCUGGUUAAACUUACGGAAUCAAAAUGCCACACACAGAAAUUCAAAGUGGAAAACAGGAAGAAAAACUGAAACUUACUAUACGUUUUAAGCAGUUGGCCCGUAGUGCUUUACUGAAUCAGCAAUGGUUGUCAAAUCUAAUAGAUCAACACGGAACGCAGAUACCGUUAUACCGCCCAAAAGUAACAGGAAUACUUACAAACGCCGAAAAAAACCUUUUGCAUAAGUAUCGAGAUCUCCGAAGUAAUUCAGAAAGAUUAGCGUUGGUCAAUCUAAUGGCUCAUCUCAUUGUUUUUUCACAAAUACCGCCCAAAUUACGCGCCCGCUUGGCACCGUACGCAUAUUUCAUAAUUAUCGGCCCAAAACGAAAAAUAUUGGAACAAGGAAGGGAACCAUUGUGCGUUUAUUUUGUGCUUACUGGCGACAUAAAUGUAACAACGAAAAUCUGGAAUUCAAUAAAAAAGAAAUACAUUGAAAAAUUGGAGUAUAUAAGCGGACCUGGUGAAUGGUUAGGCGAUAUAGACUUCCUUGAAAAUCGAAAUAGACAGCAUACAUUCACCAGUAAAUCGGAAGUGGAACUGCUUGCUCUUGAUCGUGACGACUUCGAACGAAUUCUGAUGCCUUAUGUAAAAAAAGCUUGGGAAGACAAGAAAUCUGCAUUACGCUACCUUGAAUAUUUUAACUUUUUCACAAAAGAGCAGUUAGUUUCAGCUUGCCAGCUGGCUACUCUACAACAAUUUGAACCUUAUGAAACUAUUUACAAUGAAGACAAGGGACUAGAAACAUUUGUUUAUUUUGUUUUAAGCGGCACCUGUAUUGUUCUACAAUGUUUAGAAAUGAAAGUUCAUACAUAUUCGUCAUACAGGAGAUUUACAAAGCGAAAGUGGAAAAACUUCGAACUUGUUGAUAUUGUCAAGAGUGAAGAAAUAUUCAAAAAUUUAAGCCUUGCAGAAAUUAGAAGCCAUAUGCGCGUAAAAUCCAUAUUUUCCUUAGCCACAAACGCCGCUGUAGAAGAUGAAUCUCAGUCAGAUGAUAACAUUGAUGUUCAACAACAAAGAAAGGAAAAAACAUUGUUAAGAACCCAUCACUACUUACGUUCAAUAGAGGACCGGAAAAAGCUGGUUAAUUUGUUGGCGAGCCUCACGUGCUUUACUCGAUUACCACCGAAAGUACGAGCCAGACUGGCACCAGUUAUUAAAUUAUCGUUCGUGGGACCAGGAAGGAAAAUAAUAAAAGAAGGCGAUCCACCGUCCACUGUGUAUUUUAUACUCAGUGGAGAAGUUGAGGUAUAUAGAAAUAUUUAUGAUCGGGCAAAAAAUACAUAUGUGGAUAAAUUAGAUUCCAUUAGCGGACCAGGCGACUGCCUUGGGGAUAUUGAAAUGAUUGAAGGGUGCGAUAGGUUAAACACAUACAUUUCUCGUAAUCAAGUUGAACUUCUUGUUCUGCAUGAGGACGAUUUUAAUAGCAUUCUACGACCCACGAUGUCAAAGCAAUGGAUAGAAAGGAAGGAAGCCCUUUUAGCAUUGGAGUAUUUUAAGUAUUUAAAUGAUGAUCAGAUUAUUAGUGCCUGUAAAUUAGGCCUUAUUCGCCAAUUUGAUCCUCUGGAAACAAUAUACUAUGAAGAUAAAGGCCACGUUAGUUAUGUACAUUUCGUAAUUAGUGGUGAAUGCAUGAUUUUGCAGUGUUUAAAAAUGAAGGUUACUACAAAACCGGGCGGAAAAUCGUUUGAACUUUUUGAUAUUUCUGCAAACGAAGACGAUAACCUAUUUCAGGAUUCCGUUUUAAAUAUUUCGAAAGAUGGUAUAUUUCGCAAUAAAUCGUCGUUUUUCGAUGUGAAUUAUGAAAUAAUGUCGGAAGAGGAUGAUAAAAAUAAGAAAGGAAGUCGACUGUUUCAGAAAAUGGAUCUUAAAAGUAUAGAAGCUUCAUGUGGCCUAAAAGGAAUAAGCGAGGAGGAGAUUACAUCUGGAAAAGAUAGCCGAUUUUCCAAGGAGUAUUUAAACGAGUCUGAAGACGAAGAAUAUUGCUCACAGUUCACCGAUUAUCCGAAUACACAAAGAAUAAGUGUCGAAAAUAUGCACGGAUAUUUGUUAUCAUCGGGAAGCAACAUCGAUAAGCAAAGGAUUUCCAAUAUAAAGAACAAAGAAAAUAUACCACCCAGUGAUGAAUGGAGAAGUAGAGAAGAUUAUUUCAAUGGUCCAAAUUCUAAUAUUGAACUUGGUGGAAUAUCCAGUACAAAAAAAGAAUGUAAUACGAAAAUUGAAAAUCAUUUUAUUGACGUUGGGUCAAUAACGUUUGGAGGUAUUUUUAGUUUAGGCGAGAAACUGGAGCAUCGGGUUAUAAUGGCAAGAACUACCGUCCAAUGCCUUAUGUUGCCAAGAUAUUGGCUUAUGGAAAGAGACCAAAACCCGGGAAACAUAUGGCAACGUAGGCGAUUUUACUUAGAUUCGACAAUCCCAUCUAGAGAACAACUCUUCAAAGACUUUUUAACUACUCGUACGUGGCAGAAGUUUAAAAACAGUAUAAUAUCAAGCAACUUCACACGAUAUUUGGGAAAUCCAACAAAAGUUCAGGAUAUACCUAUCAUUUGUCGAAUUGUUGAACCUAGUGAGGAUUAAUAUUGGUGUGAUGGAAUAAUAAAGGCAAUGAUUUAUUUAAAAUUUUCGCGUGUAUAUAAUAAAUGUAUAACUUUAUGCACGAUGUUAAAGCCAAAUAUAUAUUUAUGUAUGCUGGUAUAUGUUAUACUAUA